Cyclopterus lumpus (lumpfish) is the source of this 447-nucleotide messenger RNA. Its product is annotated as MICOS complex subunit Mic10-like. The transcript is spliced from 4 exons. NCBI's taxonomy places the organism in Eukaryota, Metazoa, Chordata, Actinopteri, Perciformes, Cyclopteridae. Gene Ontology annotation, cellular component: mitochondrion; MICOS complex; mitochondrial inner membrane. The record is from RefSeq and is a predicted model, not a curated record. The coding region runs from base 62 to 289 and encodes 75 amino acids.
UGAGAUCACGGGACUAUAUUUCUCUCGCGAUAUUUGGACGGGCUUCCUGACAGAUGAAAACAUGGCAGCCGAACACGGACGGAAAUGGGACCGCUGUCUUGCUGAUACAGCCGUCAAAACAGUAACUGGUCUUGCUGUGGGCGUUGUGUUCUCCGUCCUUCUCUUUAAACGUCGCACAUGGCCUGUCUCACUUGGCUCAGGUUUGGGACUGGGAAUGGGAUACGCCAACUGCCAGCAUGACUUUAGGUCACCAUACCUGGUUCAUGGCAACAUGGUUAAGGACCAGUAAUAAAGGACUAAAGAUGAGCAGGAUUCGCCAUGAAGUUGUUCAUCCGUGUUUGUGUUGCUGCUCAUUUCUGUCCUGGCUCUAAUGUCCAAUGAGUCCCACAUUGUGUUUGUCAAAUGCCAGUCAAUGUAUAUUUAAUAAAGAGAUUAUGGAAAACUUCA